AUGCCCAAGCGCAAGCUGGCGCUCUGGGCGGCUGCGCUCUGCGCUACAGCCACACACGUAUCUGCAUAUUCGAUAUCGAGAUAUGAUGUAUUGCUAUCACGACAAGCAAACACUUGCUCUGUCUCCGGCUUCUCACCCUGCCAGUACGGCAACUUCCCCAACAAUUUCUGCUGUCCAGCCGGGCAAACAUGUCUAGCGCUGGCUGGCAACACUACGAUUCUCUGCUGCCCCAACAACGUUUCCUGCCGGCGUAUCGCGCCGAUCCCCUGCGAAAUCUCGCUGCAGGAUGUCUCCAAAAACCCGGAUGCCGUGAUCAAGACGACGGCCUUGAACGUGCCACUCGGGAAGUGUGCCAACGCUUGCUGUCCGUUUGGGUACUCUUGCAAAGACGACGAGUGUGUCAUGAAUGAUGACCAGUCGAAGGUGCCGGAGGGGUUCAAGCCUAGCACGACGGUUGCUCUUACGCCAACAUCAACGUCAGAAGCGUCAUUGGCAACAUCACGUCUGUCAUCAACAUCCACAUCCCCAACCUCGACAGCCAUUUCCGUCCCGGCCGAAGAUGGCGGCGAAGAGGGCAAAAAGUCCGGCAUUCCCGUCGGCGCAAUCGCAGGGGGCGUGACAGCCGCGGUAGUGAUUAUUAUGGGGACGGCCAUCCUCGCUUGCAUCUUCUACCGCAAGCGGCAAGCUGCCAACAGCUCGCCCAAGUCCAAGCACUCCUACAUCAGCGCGCCCAUCCCUUACGGCGAGACCAUCCGCACCGACUUCAACGCCAAGGCGGCGGCCAAAAACGCAAACUAUGAUUCCGAGUUCGAGCCGGAUAGUGUUACGGGAGCGGUGCUCAAGGACAGGAUGACCCCUUCCGUGUCGCAGGGGGCGUCACCUGAUAUGGGUAAUGCCUACGGCACCAGCAAAGAGGGGUAUGGAGGAUACGGCGGGCUAGGCACCACCACCAGUGGUGAUAACAAAGCCCCGCCCCGUCUCGAAAUGCCCACCUUCAGCAUCUCCUCCAGCGAAGAAGAUAACUAUCGUACCGACGUCUCGCCGCUCUCAUCCGACGGCUACAGCCCCAACGAUACCAACACCAAGUAUGGACCAAAUAACAACGCCUCUACCUCCCAACAAGCGCAGGCAGCUCGCGAGCCAAGCUCCAUGACCCUCCCGUUCUGUGCAGAUCCGAACAUCACCCGCGAUAGGACAGGAAGGUUCAGGGAGUACCAGUAUGGUGCUCUACCGGAUGAUGGGGACACGGAUCGGAAGCGUGAGACGCGCAUGACCACGUUUACGCAGAUGCUGGAGAGCGUGGAUUUGGGGGGCGUCGUGAGGGGGGAGGGGUAUGUCCCCAGGAAGUUGACGUAG
Messenger RNA from Thermochaetoides thermophila DSM 1495, 1356 nucleotides. RefSeq lists its product as uncharacterized. The record is from RefSeq and is a predicted model, not a curated record. Lineage: Eukaryota; Fungi; Ascomycota; Sordariomycetes; Sordariales; Chaetomiaceae. The transcript has a single exon. The coding region runs from base 1 to 1356 and encodes 451 amino acids.